CCUAGAUUCACUAUUAAGUGUUUAAACCACUUCUCACAAUGUACCAUAUUAGCACCAGCAUUGAGAUCUCGGCUUCUCCAGAAGCAGUACGGGAGAAGUUCCUGGACUUCUCCCAACUCCCCAAUUACCAUCCCAACGGCUUGUUCAAGGUUCUUGGUCCCCUCGUGCCGGGCGAGCCGCUCAACCCGGGGCUCAAAAUGCACAAUGAGCUGGACGGGAUGACCUUUGAGCCGACUCUUCUUGAAAACUCGCCCGCGUGUUUCCGGUGGCAAGGGAGCGGCCUGAUGGGGACGUUCAAGGGUCAACACAUCUUCCGCUUUGAGUCGAGCAAGACGACGCCAGGGGGGACGACCUUUACACAUGAAGAGAAGUUCACGGGCCUGCUGUCUUUUAUCAUGAGUGAGGGUUCCGUUGCUCGAUCAAUCGGCUUGAGGGAGAAGACGCAGAACGGGUUCAUCCAAUAUAAUAACGACUUGAAGAAGUGGUGUGAAUAGAAAUAAUAUUUGAUUAUCCUUUUAUGAUAAAAGAUCAACAAUAGCAGACCCUUUUUCUAAACUAGACUUUGCCAACUCUA
This is a messenger RNA of Penicilliopsis zonata CBS 506.65, 574 nucleotides long. RefSeq lists its product as hypothetical. NCBI's taxonomy places the organism in Eukaryota, Fungi, Ascomycota, Eurotiomycetes, Eurotiales, Aspergillaceae. The coding region runs from base 39 to 494 and encodes 151 amino acids. The record is from RefSeq and is a predicted model, not a curated record. The transcript is spliced from 3 exons.